Ruditapes philippinarum (Manila clam) is the source of this 1967-nucleotide messenger RNA. Its product is annotated as diacylglycerol lipase-beta-like. Gene Ontology annotation, biological process: lipid metabolic process. The transcript is spliced from 12 exons. NCBI's taxonomy places the organism in Eukaryota, Metazoa, Mollusca, Bivalvia, Venerida, Veneridae. The annotation marks the transcript as partial. The record is from RefSeq and is a predicted model, not a curated record.
UGACCCAAUCGGAGCGCUUUUAUCAAAUGUGGUUAGAUCGUGUUGCCAACAUGGCCACUAUCAACAUGUCAAAACAAGGAAAACAGGAAACGAAAUACACGUUUUGUUAAAUUUAUACUUAAAAGAUUUAAAGAAGUUGAGCAAUUAAUUUUAAGAUGCCACAGCUUGUAGCUUUCAAUAGAAAGUGGUCAAUUGGUAGCGAUGACUUUGUCUAUCCAGGAGUUGGAGAAAUAAUCCUUAGAGCAAUAUGGAUUGCAGUUGUUUCAGCAAUAUUUCACAUGCAUAAGGAUACGUUAGACUGCCAUGAUGGUAAUUUACUGCAUACAUAUUACAUUGGUCUUCUGUCCCUUCUUGCCAUUAGUAUUUUAAUGACAAUUGCAGUUGUGUACGUAAGUAUGCAAGGUACAAUCACAAACUGUUCACCAAGGAGGAAAAUAUCUAAACUGAUUUAUACAAAAUUUGCCAUCACGUUACCCGAGCUAGCUUGGAAUAUCAUGGGAACAUACUGGGCGUUCGGAGUAUCAAGUGGAUGUGAAAAGCAUAUAGUGCUCACUGUCAAGGGGGUAGUUAUCUUUGGCUGGGUUAUGGGUAUAGUGGUUCUGAUUGGCAUAGGUGUUGUGUUCGAUCCUUUGGGAGCAUUACAUCAAAAGUCAGAUGGUGGGCAGCAACAGAGAGACAGUGCUGAUAAGGAAAUCUCCAACUCGGCUAAAAGGGUAUGGGAGACUAGAUGCCGUAUAUUAUGCUGCUGUAUUGGAUGUGAUGAACAAAGUACAAAUGCUUUCAGUGGUAUAGCAGAGAUCUUCUCGAAUUUUUUCCAGGGUGUAGAUUUGGUACCUACAGAUGUUGCGUGUGGUCUCAUUCUGGUACAUAGAGAACAGGAGAGAGAGGCUAACACACUAAUGUCUAUAAGAAUAGAAGCUCCACAGAGGUCUAUAAGUCAAAGUGGUGUGUCACACAAUGAGCAGCAAUAUAUGCAAAGGCCUUUAUCUGCCAGUAGUUCAACCUCAGCACUUUUAAGCACUGGAGAUCCUGGGAUUCCUACACCUAAACCAUGGAUGACUGUAGAAAUGUUAGCACAUUAUAUGAAGUUUGCCAUGGCUAGUUAUGGGUGGCCAUUGUACAUCUUCACCCAUCUUAUGACCGGAGCUUGCCAGCUAACCUCUCAGUGCAACUAUGCAUGUUUACCGAGAAGUUUGAGAUAUAACGAGAAACAUGAGGAUCAAUCAUGUUGGGAUGCAUGUUUCAAUUGCUUCCAUGUUUUUAAAACACAAAGUAUGACCGUAAUUGAAACAGAAAAGGAAUUGAAUGAGCUUUGCUUGUCCCUACAAUGUUGUGCAUGUUGUAUGCAAGGCAGUUAUAUCCAAGAUGAUAACUGUUGUAGAUGUAACACAGCUUCCAUCAGGAAAACUACAGGCAUUCAUCCAGAUGAUAUUAUAUAUGCAAGCUUCCAUAAUAAAAUUUAUGAGGUACCAUUUUUUGUUAGCAUAGAUAGAAAGAAACAAAGUGUAGUGGUUUCAGUGAGAGGCACUCUGUCAUUGAAGGAUGUUAUAACAGACCUAACGGCUGAGUGUGACUCCCUUGGUAUAGAUGGCCUAGACAACUGUAUGGCUCACAGAGGCAUGCUUCUAGCGGCCAAAUAUGUGCAAUCAACAUUAGAAAGACUCUGUAUUCUAGACCAAGCAUUCCAAAAUGCAGAGGGAGCUAGACUAGUUAUUACAGGUCAUAGUUUGGGUGCCGGUACUGCUGCUCUUUUAGCCAUUCUGCUCAAACCGAAAUAUCCGGACCUUAUCUGUUUUACGUUCUCGCCACCUGGUGGCCUGAUGAGUUUAAGUGCUAGUCAAUACUGCCAGGAGUUUGUGUGUUCAGUAGUUCUAGGUAAAGAUAUUAUACCACGACUAGGUAUUCACACCAUGGAGGACCUUAAAACAAGAUUGUUACAGGCCAUAACUGACUCAGAUAGUCCAAAG